This is a messenger RNA of Linum trigynum, 1929 nucleotides long. The record is from the annotation of a GenBank genome assembly. Lineage: Eukaryota; Viridiplantae; Streptophyta; Magnoliopsida; Malpighiales; Linaceae.
GUCAGUAAAUGUGACGGAACGCUGACUAGGACCAUAACCAUGCCACACCUAAGCUCCAGGCCAGCAAAAUUUGACAUGUGGACGCCCUGUCAGCAAAAAAAAAAAAAAAUUAUCUCCCCCACAUUGAUUUCUUCUCUCUCCCUUGCUCCAACAUCAAACAAAAGGAGGAAAGGGGAAAAUCGAGUUCUGGGGAUUUUGAGAAGAAGUUGGCUCUUCCCCUGCCAACUGCUACCACUGAGAAGAAGCUUAUUAGGCAAAAGAGAUUUGGAUCCACAACCGCUAGCGGAAGCUCUUCACCACAUCAAUUUCGAGUAUCAGCGGCAAUGGUUGCAUCCACAUGCGUCUUCUCCUCCUGCUGCUACUUCCUCCCAACCGCACGCCUGAGAAAAUCGGCGAAUCCCAUUGCGGGAAUCGGCGAGUUGGAGAAACACGCCGGCGAUUAUAGCUUUUUAAACUCUCGUAGACAGAAGACGAGGAGGAUAAGGUUUGUGGUCGGGUCGAGUUCGGGCAAGAAACCAGACGAACCAUCAUCGUCAUCGAUACCGUCUUGGACAGACCCCAAUUCAGACGAACCGCCGCCGAGGGCUACGGGAGAAGCCGCCAAAGUGACGACCGGCGGGGAAGAAUUUAAGAUCCCCUUCUUCGCUUAUCUCCUCGCCUCCGCAAUCACUGCAAUCGCCGUCAUUGGGUCGGUGUUCGAGUACGUGAACCAGAAGCCGGUUUUCGGGGUGCUUGACCGACAGUUAUGAAUCCGAGUUGAAGGUUAGGAGAGAGAUUGACGGGGGGAUUCGAAGAAGAAAGGGGGAGAUCGAAGGUUGGGACUGAGAUGCAGAGAAGAAGAAGGGUAGAUAUGAGGUUGGAAGAGAGAUUGAUGGGGAGAUUCAAAGAAGAAGGGGGAAGAUGGAAGGUCGCGUCUCUUUCUCUUUUUGUUUUUGUAUUUUAAUUUUUGUUAUUUUUUCUUUACAAUCCACGUCAUUUGGUGGGGUAAAUCAAUCGCCAACUCAGCUUCUACCGUUAGUAUUGUUGCCUGUUUUUGUUUUCUGUUGUGGUUUUCAAGAUUGGAGAAACCAAGAAAAAAAAACAUGUUUGGUUGGGUUUCUAUUUUUUGUUGUGAAUCAUAUUUGCACAACAGGGCCCAAAUUUGAGAAACGACAAUUUAUUGCUUUGGAUUUGAUUCUUGUACAUGUUUUACAAGGGAUUCCCGUUUGUUUUCAUUAAAACAACCCUCAAUUCGAAUCCCACCUAAAGCAAAAAAAUUUCUCAUUUUUGUAACUCUCAAACCCACCUCCAAACCCUAGUCGGCCAACCCUACCCUCAUUUUCUUCCAAACCCGCCGCCCAACAGCUCUUUCCCUCUCUCAACUUCUUCCUCUCGAGACCCAGGCCGCCGAUAUCGUCCAUCUCCCCCCUCGCCGCCGAUUUCGUCCCUUUGCCCCCGCCGUCUCCCUUUCCCAUGUCGCCCGACCUCGCAACCCCUGCCGCCCUCCUCUCGAUUCCCGUCACCUCCCUUUCCUUCCGCCACCUCCUCUCGAUUCCCCGUCGCCGACUUUGAAUCGUUUCCCCCCACCGUCGCCUCCUCUCUUUUCUGAUUUUUAGUUCUAAUAGUAGUAACUGAACGUUUUUGUUUCUUGUUGUCUGUUUCAUUAUUUUUCAGAUUAUCAACUAAAUAUGUUGUGUUUUCUGUUUUUUUCCUGUUGUGGUUGUACAUCUGUUUACACAACACCACUGCAACCACAACAUCAACAAACUAAACGGGGCCUUUCUCUUUUUGUUUCUGUUUUUGUAUUUUAAUUUUUGUUAUUUUAAUUUUUGUUAUUUUUUUCUUUACAAUCCACGUCAUUUGGUAGGGUAAAUCAAUCGCCAACUCAGCUUCUACCGUUAGUCUAGUUAUACCAUCAACUGACGCCGUUAACAAAAUGGAUGGAAUUGA